CGGCGGCGGCGGUGGUGGCGGCGGCAGCGGUGGCGGCCCGGGUGCGAGCGCGGCGCAGCCCAGCCCGAGCGAUCGCGGAGCGGGCGCCCGCAGCCCCGGCGCCGCCAUGGUGGAGGCGGCGCCCCCCGGGCCCGGGCCGCUGCGGAGGACCUUCCUGGUGCCCGAGAUCAAGUCGCUGGACCAGUACGAUUUCUCGCGGGCCAAGGCGGCGGCCAGCCUGGCGUGGGUGCUGCGGGCCGCCUUCGGGGGCGCAGAGCAUGUGCCCUCGGAGCUGUGGGAGCCCUUCUACACGGACCAGUACGCGCAGGAGCACGUGAAGCCCCCGGUGACGCGGCUGCUGCUCUCGGCCGAGCUCUACUGCCGGGCCUGGCGCCAGGCGCUGCCGCAGCUCGAGACACCCCCCAGCCCCGCCGCCUUACUGGCCCUGCUGGCGCGGAGGGGCACGGUGCCCGCGCUGCCCGAGCGCCCAGUGCAGGAGGCCGACCUCAGGCACCAGCCCAUCCUCAUGGGAGCCCACCUGGCUGUCAUUGACGCUCUCAUGGUUGCCUUCGCUUUGGAGUGGACAAAGACGGUGCCCGGUCCGUUGGCCCUGGCCAGCUUGGAGCACAAGCUCCUUUUCUGGGUGGACACGACCAUCCGGCGGCUGCAGGAGAAGACAGAACAGGAAGCCGCCCAGAGAGCAUCUCCCGCGGCCCCUGCAGAUGGGGUGGCCCCAGCGCAGCCCUCGUGCCCCACACGCUGGUACUGGAAGCUGGUUCCUCACGCAAUUGCCUUCUGUUUGAAGGAGUCGGGGAGCAAACCCCCCAUGAUCCGAUACCGCAAGGACCGUGCCGUGGCCCGACGCGCCCCCUGCUUUCCAACAGUGACCAGCCUCCAGGACCUGGCAAGUGGGGCUGCGCUGGCCGCCACAAUCCACUGCUAUUGUCCCCAGCUGUUGCGACUGGAGGAGGUGUGCCUCAAAGACCCCAUGUCUGUGGCGGACAGCCUGUACAACCUCCAGCUGGUGCAGGAUUUCUGCGCCUGCCGCCUUCCUCGUGGCUGCCCGCUGUCUCUCGAAGACCUGCUUUAUGUCCCACCGCCCCUCAAGAUCAACCUGGUGGUGCUGCUGGCCGAGAUGUUCAUGUGCUUCGAGGUGCUCAAACCCGACUUCGUGCAGGCCAAGGACCUGCCUGACAGUCACGCUGCCUCCCCCCGGGCCAUGGAGGCCUCCACCCCUCAGAACGGCAGUGGCAGCAGUUCUCCUGUCUUCAACUUCCGCCACCCUCUCCUGUCAUCUGGCAGCCCCCAGUCCCCACUCCGUGGAUCUACAGGCUCGCUGAAGUCCUCCCCGUCCAUGUCCCACAUGGAGGCCCUCGGCAAGGCCUGGAACCGUCAGCUCAGCCGUCCCCUUUCCCAGGCCGUCUCGUUCAGCACCCCCUUUGGCCUGGACAGCGACGUGGAUGUUGUCAUGGGAGACCCCGUCCUCCUGCGCUCCGCCAGCUCGGACAGCCUGGGUCCCCCGCGCUCCGUGCCCGCCCGGACCCCCGCCCAGCCACCCCCGGAGCCUGGUGACCUGCCCACCAUCGAGGAGGCCCUACAGAUCAUCCACAGUGCCGAGCCCCGGCUGCUCCCGGAUGGGGCUGCCGACGGCAGCUUCUACCUCCACUCCCCGGAGGGGCCCUCCAAACUGCCACUGGCCUCCCCGUACCCGCCCGAGGGGGCCUCAAAACCACUGCCCGAUGGGCCCACCAAAGCACCCGUCUACUUGCCCCACCCCGAGGGCCCCUUGAAACCGUCUCCCUGCCCAGCCGGGGAGGUAUCGAAACUGCCAGCCCUGUCUGAGGGCUCCCCAAAGGCGGCGGCUUCGUCCCCGGCGGCCAGCAACUCGGAAGUGAAGAUGACCAGCUUUGCUGAACGCAAGAAGCAGCUAGUGAAGGCCGAGCCCGAGGCUGGGUCCCCGGCAGCCGGCUCAGCGGCCCCGGAGGCCCUGAGCUCGGAGAUGAGUGAGCUUGGAGCCCGGCUAGAGGAGAAGCGCCGGGCUAUAGAAGCGCAGAAGCGCCGGAUCGAGGCCAUCUUUGCCAAGCACCGGCAGCGCCUGGGCAAGAGCGCCUUCCUGCAGGUGCAGCCCCGGGAGGCCGGCGGGGAGGUGGAGGUGGAGGAGGAGCUGGGCCCGGCCUCUGGUGGGGAGCGGCCAGCAGGCGAGGGCCAGGGCGAGCCGGCCCCACGGCCCAAGGCAGUGACCUUCUCGCCAGAACUGGGCCCGGCGCCCCCCGAGGGGCUGGGGGACUACAACCGGGCCGUCAGCAAGCUGAGCGCCGCCUUGAGCUCGCUGCAGCGGGACAUGCAGAGGCUCACGGACCAGCAGCAGCGGCUCCUGGCCCCACCCGAGGCCCCCGCGCCGGCCCCGCCGCCCGCCGCGUGGGUCAUCCCUGGCCCCACGACGGGUCCCAAAGCCGCGUCCCCCAGCCCUGCCCGGCGCGCCCCAGCCGCCCGGCGCAGCCCCGGGCCCGGCCCCAGCCCGACACCCCGCAGCCCGAAGCAUGCACGGCCAGCGGAGCUGCGGCUGGCGCCCCUGACGAGGGUGCUCACGCCUCCCCACGAUGUAGACAGCCUCCCCCACCUGCGCAAGUUCUCGCCGAGCCAGGUGCCUGUGCAGACACGCUCCUCUAUCCUCCUGGCGGAGCGGCCGCCUCCUGAGGAGCCUGCGGCCCGGCCCGGCCUCAUCGAGAUCCCACUGGGCAGCCUGGGAGAGCCCCCGGCCGAGGAUGAGGGAGACGGGAGCCCCCCUGGGGCUGAGGACUCCUUAGAGGAAGAGGCGUCUUCAGAGGGAGAGCCCCGAGCUGGGCUGGGCUUCUUCUAUAAGGAUGAAGACAAGCCUGAGGACGAGAUGGCUCAGAAGCGGGCCAGCCUGCUGGAGCGCCAGCAGCGGCGGGCGGAGGAGGCCCGGCGGCGGAGGCAGUGGCAGGAGGCCGAGAGGGAGCAGCGCCGGGAGGAGGCCGCGCGGCUGGCCCAGGAGGAGGCGGCCCCUGGGCCCCCGGCCCCCCCAGCCCCUGCGGCGACCCCGGCCCCUGCUGCCAGGGCCCCGGCCGAGGAGGAGGUGGGCCCCCGGCGCGGGGAGUUCACGCGGCUGGAGUACGAGCGACGGGCCCAGCUGAAGCUGAUGGAUGACCUCGAUAAGGUGCUGCGGCCCCGGGCUGCGGGGACAGGGGGCCCAGGCCGGGGUGGACGCAGGGCCCCCCGGCCACGCUCUGGUUGCUGUGAUGAUUCGGCCCUGGCACGGAGCCCGGCCCGCGGCCUGCUGGGCUCUCGGCUCAGCAAGGUCUACUCCCAGUCCACGCUGUCACUGUCCACCGUGGCCAACGAGGCCAACAACCUAGGCGUGAAGAGGCCCACGUCUCGGGCUCCCUCCCCCUCCGGCCUCAUGUCCCCGAGCCGCCUGCCUGGCAGCCGAGAACGGGACUGGGAGAAUGGCAGCAACGCCUCCUCCCCGGCGUCGGUCCCGGAGUACACAGGUCCGCGGCUGUACAAGGAGCCCAGUGCCAAGUCCAACAAGUUCAUCAUCCACAACGCCCUGUCCCACUGCUGCCUGGCGGGCAAGGUGAACGAGCCGCAGAAGAACCGCAUUCUCGAGGAAAUCGAGAAGAGCAAGGCCAACCACUUCCUGAUCCUCUUCCGCGACUCGAGCUGCCAGUUCCGGGCCCUCUACACGCUGUCGGGGGAGACGGAGGAGCUGUCGCGGCUGGCGGGCUACGGCCCGCGGACAGUGACGCCCGCCAUGGUGGAGGGCAUCUACAAGUACAACUCGGACCGCAAGCGCUUCACGCAGAUCCCUGCCAAGACCAUGUCCAUGAGCGUGGAUGCCUUCACCAUCCAGGGUCACCUCUGGCAGGGCAAGAAGCCCACCACCCCCAAGAAGGGCGGCAGCACCCCCAAAUAGCCCGUCCCAGGUGGGCUGGCCGCCGCCCUGCUGGAGGACCGCCAGUCGGCAUUCUCGGGUCCUGUGUGUCCCCGACUUUGUCCGGGUGGGGCUGGAGUCUCCACCCCCUAACUUCCGUCCCGUCCUGCUGUGGGGGCUGAGCUGGGAGGUUCAGGGACUCAGGGCUCAGCUCGGUCCCCUGUCUGUCCUCCCCACCUUCUUGAAUAAAAUAAUUUAAAGAGA
Molecule: messenger RNA, 4138 nt
Organism: Equus caballus (horse)
Lineage: Eukaryota; Metazoa; Chordata; Mammalia; Perissodactyla; Equidae
Gene: CAMSAP3
Product: calmodulin regulated spectrin associated protein family member 3
Biological process (GO): negative regulation of microtubule depolymerization; neuron projection development; cytoplasmic microtubule organization
Cellular component (GO): microtubule minus-end
Molecular function (GO): calmodulin binding; spectrin binding; microtubule minus-end binding
Source: RefSeq, a predicted model, not a curated record